AUGAGUGGUUUAUUUUCUUGUUUUCAAUCGAAAAUUCCUCAAUCGUUAACAGCACAAGAAAUAAAUAUAUUAUCAUUAAAAACAAAAUUACCUCCUAAAGAUAUUCAAGAAUGGUAUUUACGUUUUGUUCAUUGUUAUCCAUAUGAAUAUUUAUCACGUCAACAAUUUAUUAAUUAUUAUCAACAAUUAAUUGAUGAAAAUAGUAUAAAAAUAAAAGGUUUAAUAAAAGAAUUAUUUGAUGUAUUUGAUUUAAAUAAAGAUAAUAAAUUAGAUUUUUUGGAAUUUUUAUUACUUAAUGUAUUAACUAAUGAUGGAUCAAUACAUGAUAAAUUAAAUGUUAUUUUUUUAUUAUAUAGUUAUGAAAAGGAAAAACAAUAUCACGAGACGAAUUAA
This is a messenger RNA of Rotaria sordida, 393 nucleotides long. The record is from the annotation of a GenBank genome assembly. NCBI's taxonomy places the organism in Eukaryota, Metazoa, Rotifera, Eurotatoria, Philodinida, Philodinidae.